AUGGAAGAUGAUGGUGGUGGCAAUGGAAGCGAAGGAAAUGAUGGGUUUUCACCUAAUUCUAGCUUUGGGGCAUUCCCUGAGACGGCCAUGGAUUUGGAUUUCAUGGAUGAGCUCUUGUUUGAUGGAUGUUGGAUAGAGACAACAGAUAGUAAAAGCUUGAAGCAGGCAGAAGAAUCUACGGCCAUGAAUGACAAUAGCCCUUUCCUCUGCUUUGGUGAGAACCCAUCUCAAGAUGAUUUCUCCAGUCAAGAGCCUUUUAACCAGGCUGAAGCAAGUUCUGAGCAAGCAGAAAAGUUUCUACUAGAAGAAGCUGAGGUAGGAAGAAGUUGGUGGAUUGCACCAAGAGCAAGUGAAGGCCAUUCUUCAUCUGUCAAGGAGAGACUGUUACAAGCUAUAAGCGGUCUUAACGAAGCUGUGGAGGAUAAAGACUUCCUGGUACAGAUAUGGGUGCCGUUUCAGCAGGAAGGGAAGAACUUUCUUACCACUUUGGAGCAGCCACACUUGUUCAACCAAAGAUACUCUAGCCUUGCAAAAUACAGACAUGUUUCAGAGACUUAUAAUUUCCCGGCCGAUGAGGGUUCGAAAGAAGUAGGUCUUCCCGGUCGUGUUUUCCUGCAGAAGUUUCCUGAGUGGACUCCUGAUGUGCGUUUCUUUAGAAGUGAAGAAUAUCCACGCAUCAAAGAAGCACAAAAGUGUGAUGUUCGUGGGUCACUUGCCCUUCCUGUGUUCGAAAGUGGUAGUGGAAUCUGUUUGGGUGUUGUUGAGAUCGUCACAACGACUCAGAAGAUGAACUACAGGCCAGAACUUGAGAAUAUCUGUAAAGCUCUUGAGGCCGUUGAUCUAAGGAGUUCAAGUAACUUGAACACUCCAAGCUGUGAGGUCUAUAAUGAUUUCUACUACGCUGCAUUACCUGAGAUAUCAGAUUUCUUGGCAUCAGUCUGCAGAUCAUAUAAUUUGCCUCUAGCUUUGUCAUGGGCCCCUUGUGCUCGGCAAGGGAAAAGUGGAUCCCGACAUUCUGAUGAGAACUUCUCUCAGUGUGUUUCCACAGUCGAUCCUGCUUGCUUUGUCCUCGAUGAACAGAGCCACAAUUUUCUCGAGGCUUGCUCUGAACAUCAUCUGCUCCAAGGGGAAGGCAUUGUUGGGAAAGCGUUCAAGGCAACCAAACUGUUUUUUGUGCCUGAAGUGACCACAUUUAGCAAGACCAACUACCCUCUUGCGCACCACGCCAAGAUAUCUGGAUUACACGCUGCUUUAGCAGUCCCGUUAAAGAGCAAAUGCAAUGGUUUGGUCGAGUUUGUGUUGGAAUUCUUCUUUCCAAAAGCCUGCCUUGACACUGAAGCGAAACAGGAGAUGCUCAAGUCACUGUCUGUGACUCUGCAGCAGGAUUUCAGGAGUUCAAAUCUUGUCAUUGACAAAGAUUUAGAGUUAGAGGUCGUAUUACCAGUUAGAGAGGACAUGGUUUUCUCAGAGAACCCACAAAUUGGGGCAGAAACCGCAGAGCCUUUGAGAGAAAUCCACCUGCAAGAAUCCUCAUGGAUCUCUCACAUGAUAAAGGCAAACGAAAAGGGUAAAGGUGUGUCACUUUCUUGGGAGUACCAGAAUGAAGACCCAAAAGAUGAAUCCAAGCUCGCAUCUGGCUGUGAUAACAUUCAGGCUGAUCCAGUCUCCAAUAAUUUCCCUUUAGAAGCUGAGUUUCAACAAGCAUCAACUUCAAGACUCAGAGUCGAUACAGGUCCUAGUACUGAAUCAGCUUCAACGGGUGGUGGAAAUAUGUUAGGGAGUAGAAGACCAGGAGAAAAGAGAAGAACAAAAACAGAAAAGACCAUUGGCUUAGAUGUUCUUCGACAGUAUUUCGCUGGAAGCCUCAAAGAUGCAGCCAAGAGCAUUGGCGUUUGUCCAACUACCUUGAAAAGGAUAUGCAGGCACCACGGAAUAACAAGAUGGCCUUCCCGGAAAAUCAAGAAGGUUGGGCAUUCGUUGAAGAAGCUCCAGCUCGUUAUGGACUCUGUUCAAGGCGCGCAGGGCUCUAUCCAGCUCGAUUCAUUCUAUACAAGCUUCCCAGAGUUGAACUCCCCAAAUAUGUCCAGUAAUGGCCCGCCACAGCCUUUGAAUGGUCAAGCAGAAAACGGUGUUUUGGCAGAGGAAAGAACAGCACCAAGGUCACCAUCAUCUUCUGGUUCAAGCACCAAUACAGCGAAUACUGCAAACACUCUGCAAGUUGCUGAGGAUGCCGAUGCGGUCUUAAAGAAAGCUCAGAGCGAGGCGGAACUGCAUAAUGGGAAUCAGGAGGAAACAAAGUGUCUCGCAAGAACCCAUAGCCACAAGAUAUUCAAGGAGCCUCCUCUUCCUGAAAAUUUACCUCCAUUACCAGGUAGUAGCAACAAGAGCUUAAGAGAUGGAGGGACCAUUAAAGUGAAAGCAACAUUUGGUGAAGCCAGAAUACGGUUUACCUUACUCCCAAGCUGGGGCUACAGAGAGCUGCAGCAAGAGAUUGCCAGGCGUUUUAACAUCGAUGACAUUUCCUGGUUUGAUCUUAAGUACCUCGAUGAUGAUAAGGAGUGGGUUCUUCUGACAUGUGAACCGGAUCUCGAGGAAUGCAUCGACAUAUACAGAUCCUCGCAGAGCCAAACAAUUAAAAUAACUCUGCACGAAGCUUCUCAACUUAAACUGGGAGGUUCUUUUGGUAGCAAUGGUCCAUCCUGUUAA
Thlaspi arvense is the source of this 2706-nucleotide messenger RNA. Lineage: Eukaryota; Viridiplantae; Streptophyta; Magnoliopsida; Brassicales; Brassicaceae. The record is from the annotation of a GenBank genome assembly.